Molecule: messenger RNA, 3867 nt
Organism: Caenorhabditis angaria
Lineage: Eukaryota; Metazoa; Nematoda; Chromadorea; Rhabditida; Rhabditidae
Source: the annotation of a GenBank genome assembly
AUGAAUUUGGACAGCGACAAAGUAAGUUCAAAAGAAUAUUUUUCGACAACCGAAAAAAUAAUUAAUUUUCAGGAAAACAUAAAAAAUCCAAGCUUGGCACACGAAUCUUCAUCAUUUAUGUCACACCUGCGAUUGUCGGGUAUGGAAUAUGAAAAAUCGACGCUCAAUGGAAUUUACGACGAUGUCGAUGAAGCGGAACUCGAUGCGGCUGCAAAACAAUCCGAACUUUCACGACCAACGAAUAUGACACCACUUCAUGUUCAAGUCAACGGAUUUAAUGGCAGCGGAGUGAGUUGAUUGAAAAUUGCAUCAUUUUUUUUGAAAAAAAUAGAAAAAAAAAUUUGAUUUUUUAGUCCGAGCCAUCUUCAAUAUCCAGUGGUCAACGUGGAAUUUCAGCAGAAUCUUCUUCGUAUCUCGCCGCGAUGAAGCAAAAAGCAUUCAACAAAAGCAGUGAGUUAUACUUUUAUUGAAAAAAAUCUAAGAGUUCAAUUUCUAGAAGAAUAUCAAUUCCAAAGGCCGAGCACAUCAACAGCUCCAAUUAUGGGACCACCAAGUUCGUCAUCUUCAGUUAUGCUAAGUCCGGCAGGAGCAUUGAAUGGAAAUGGAUUCUCGUGAGUUCUACUAGGUUGUGAGAUAUAUUUUUGAAUCACAAAUUUUUGCAGGAGAAAUUCUGGCGAUUCUUCACCAAAUCCUGCAUUUCAACAACCAUCAAGGCAGUAUUUGAAAAGGUUUCGUUUAGAAAAUUGAAACAAAACAACCUCAUACUUUUAGACCACCACAAUAUCAGCCUGCACCUUCAACUCCUUCACCAUCAAGUGGCCAAUCUUCUUCUGGCUCUAUUCCAAAAUCACCGGCAACUCAAAGAAUGGGAAAUAUACCAAAAGAGACUGUUCGGAAAGAUAUUGAAGUAGGCCAAAGAAAAGCACUUUGUGAUGCUAUCCGAAAACUGCGGGACGAAAAACAAAUCAAUACUUUUAUACCACAAAUUGAUGGGCAAACCGAAACUCAAUGCGCGAUUAUGAUGCGAAGAAAUCGAACGGAAAUCGGUAAAACCAUGCCAACAGUCAUCAAAAAUGAAGUUUUUGGCGAGAAAGGCGACGAAUUCGCCGAUUCACGUAAAACUGCAGCGCUUUUGCGAGAAAACGCGGUUCUUCGAUUUCGUGUAUGUGAACCGGAUGAUUUGACAGAUAUUUCGGAAGAUGAAGAAGAUGAAUCUGUUAUUUCGAAAGCGAGGCGAAAAGAAUUGAUGGCGAUGAAAAUUCCGCAAAAUAAACUGAUUUGGAAUGAGAACAAAUUGAGGUUGAGUGGACAAAUGGCCAAAACAUCGCUUUUAAUUCAGGAGAAAUUGGCAAAACUCGAAUUGUUGGAAAUGGAGGUUUGUAAAAAUUAUUAGAUAUUGGGGAAAAGGACAAGUUCAUGUUUUAGUUAGGGGCAACAAGCUUUUUGAUUUAGCUCAAAUUUUCACAGAAUUCAAAGAAAUAUCUUUUCAUCCAUUUUUGAAUUCUGUUUUCGAAAAAUAUGGCACAAUGUAUAUUUUAAUAUUUUACAUCUUCAAGAAAAACAACAUCAAGUCAUUCAAAAUUUUCCAGAUUUCUGCCAUGAAUAUGUCAUCUGGUGUUCGAUUUGAAGGCGAAGAAUUGAUUCCUAGAAAAAGACGACUAAUCGAUGGAAAAAUCCAUCUUUUCGAUAAAAAGAAUAGUCUUGAUCGUGGAACGGAUUCGGAAAAAUAUGGAUGUUCGAGAGCGCGGCCGAUUAUUUCGUGGACAAAAAAUGCGUUGACCAAAAAUGUUUUUGAGUGAGUUUUUUGGGAAAAAACUUAUUCUGAAUUAAAGCUGUAUCAAAAAAUUAAUUUCCUGAUUGAGAAUUGAUAGGAAACUCUGUAAUUAUUUGAAGUAAUUAGUCGAACACCUUCGAUUUCGACAAAAACAGAGCUUCCAAUAGAAAAAAGACAUGAAAGGUACCAGAUUAUUUUUUGGGAUUGUUUCCAGCCAAAAUUUCGUUCAAAAAAAACUUGUCCCGCUUUCCUGUCUAAAACCAAGCAUCAAAUCUAAUUUUUUGCAGACCUGAAAAAUGCGAUUAUAACAAACCAUGUGGUUCAAACUGGUCAUCAUUACAACAACUUCCUCAACAUUAUCAUAAUCAAGUAACUGUUGGCGCAAGAAAUGUGAUAACAAAGUUAACCUCUGGAAAUACUGAUCAACGGGAAACUCGAGAAUUUGAAUAUGAAUCACAUGAAGAAGGAAAAGGAGCGGUUGGAGUGAAAGCUGUGACAGAAUUGGAUGUUAUGGAUUAUGUUGUGCCGAAAGAUUGUUAGUUUUUAAAAAUAAACAUUUUAUAAAAAUCAAUAUUUUCAGUCCAAUCUCUGGAAACUCGUCUCUUGUCAUAUUUUUACAAUUUGUCAUGUACUCCAAGCCUUGUUUAUCGUCGAUCGAGAGAUCGAUCGAUUUAUUUUAGUGCUGGAGCUGAGGAAAAACAUCGAAAUGGUGUUGAUCGGAGUGCGGCUGGACAAAAAGGAGAUCGAGUAAAAGAAAUACGAGAUCGAGAUAGAAAACGAAAAAAUGAUGAUGAUUUGAGUGAUGAAGAUGAUGAAAAAGAUGGAAAUUUGAAUGGAAAAAAUGGACAGAAUAAGAAGAAUGGACAGAAAAAUAAGAGAAGACCAGCGAAUAGAGUUGGAAAGAAAACUGUGAGUUUGGGAUUCUUGGGAAUCAGAAAUAUUGGCUCGGGAAAGAGAUUUUUUGAAACAAAAUCAGACCUCUAAUUGUUAGUUUGAGCUUUUAAUUAUUCUACAGUAUAUUUGAGCCUGAUAUUCGAGAAAUAAGACAUUUUGACCACAAAAAAAGCACAUUACUAGAAAAAUAUCAAUUAAAAAUGUAUUAAAACUCAAAUUAUCAUGAUUCACUUUGAAAAAUCUGAAUUUCGUUUUUUUCAGAUUCGAAAUCGCCCGGCUGGUGUUUCAAGCCGUCAAUCAACAAGUACAACACGGUCUCGACCUGAUUUUGACGACUAUUAUUUCGAUGAACCAUUCAGUGCACCACUUCCUCCCAAAAUUGCAUAUGCUCGAAUUUAUAUUCCAAAAUGGGAAGAAGUUGCACCAGAUUAUUGGUUGAAAUUUCCGCAAAAACCAUCAGAAUCAGCUGCGUCUGCCGCCACAACACCUUGUUCAAGUUCAACGAAUUCGCCGGCAAUAAAAGAACCAAUGUGGAUGACUGUUGCACAAGAUCAUCAUAAAUUGAUGUAUGUUGAAAGAGAAAGAGUUAAACGAGAAUUGGCGAAAAAGAAUCGACAAUUUGGAACGAGACAACGACUUGUUGGAUCUCUCACACCUUGCGAAAAACCGUCGGAUGAUGUUUUUUCGAUGGAAGAAGAUGUUAUUCUACAGAAUCUUCCGCCAUUCGAUCCGAAAAUUUUUGCAAAUGAGGAGGUUGGUUUUUUAGAAGGGAUAUAAAAUUGACAUUUUUUCCAUAAUCUGUUGGAUAAUUUCAAAUUACAAUCUUGGAAAAAAAGCCAUGUAGAAAUUCAAAUAUUUCCGAAAAGUCUAUGUAUCAAAUGCUUCACUUUAAAAUGUUGACCCAUAAAUUUGUUGCAAUAUUUGAAUUCAAAUUUUUCAAGAGAAAAUCAAGUUGAAAUUUUUAAUGUGUCUGUUCGGAAUAAUCGAUAAUUUAAGUUAGCUUUUUAACACUGAAAUCCACGUGUUACAUUCGAAACACAUUUUGAUGCCAAAAACUACGUGGUGUUUUAAAUUUAAUUGUUUUUUUUUUAAUAAAAUCCAAAUUUCAGCUAUCUCCAACACGUCGCCGUUUUGCUAACAAAGAAAGUCCAUUCGAAAAACGCACGUUCUCCUUAAUUUCAAACGGUAAAAAACCAUGA